GCCGAGCCGGGGCCGAGCCGGGCCGGACCGGGGCCGGGGGCGCCAUGCGGCUGCUGCGGUGCCUGCGGAAGCGGGCGGCCCUGGCCGGCGUGCCCACCUACAUCGAGCACUUCAGCAAGUUCUCGCCCUCGCCGCUCUCCAUGAAGCAGUUCCUGGACUUCGGCUCCAGCAAUGCCUGUGAGAAGACCUCGUUUGCCUUCCUGCGGCAGGAGCUGCCCGUCCGCCUCUCAAACAUCAUGAAGGAGAUCAACCUGCUGCCGGACCGGGUCCUCCGCACCCCAUCAGUGCAGCUUGUGCAAAGUUGGUAUGUCCAGAGCCUGCUGGACAUCAUGGCAUUCCUCGACAGGGACCCCGAGGACCAGACCACCCUAGGACAGUUCACGGACGCCCUCGUCACCAUCCGUAACCGGCACAACGACGUGGUGCCCACCAUGGCGCAGGGGGUGAUCGAGUACAAGGAGGCCUACGGGGACGACCCCGUGUCCAACCAGAACAUCCAGUACUUCCUUGACCGCUUCUACCUGAGCCGCAUCUCCAUCCGCAUGCUCAUCAACCAGCACACGCUGCUCUUCGACGGCAGCACCAACCCGGCGCACCCCAAGCACAUCGGGAGCAUCGACCCGCACUGCAGCGUGACCGACGUGGUGAGAGAUGCCUACAACAUGUCCAAGCUCCUGUGUGACAAAUACUACAUGGCCUCGCCUGACCUGGAGAUUGAGGAGGUGAACGCAAACAACUCCCAGCAGCCCAUCAGCAUCGUCUACGUCCCGUCACACCUCUACCACAUGCUCUUCGAGCUCUUCAAGAACGCCAUGCGAGCCACAGUGGAGAGCCAUGAAAACAGCCCGCGGCUGCCGGCCAUCAAGGUGAUGGUGGCCCUGGGCCAGGAGGACCUCUCCAUCAAGAUGAGUGACCGGGGCAUGGGCGUCCCUCUGCGGAAAAUCGAGCGUCUCUUCAGCUACCUGUACUCCACUGCUCCCACCCCGCAGCUGGGCACGGGGGGUGCCCCCCUGGCUGGCUUUGGCUACGGCUUGCCCAUUUCCCGCCUCUACGCCAAGUAUUUCCAGGGCGAUCUGCAGCUCUACUCCAUGGAGGGCUUCGGCACGGACGCCGUCAUCUACCUGAAGGCCCUGUCCACGGACUCGGUGGAGCGAUUGCCCGUCUACAACAAGUCGGCCUGGCGGCACUACCAGGCCAGCCAGGAGGCCGGGGACUGGUGCGUGCCCAGCACCGAGCCCAAGAACACGUCCACCUACCGCGUGCCCUAGGCCGUGGGGAAGAGGGGCCGAUUCGGCCGUGGGUUUAGCUUCCUUCGCAGGCUGUUAGCUAGCCCCAGGGCGCUGGGGGCCCGCGGGCCCCCCGGUGCCUCCCCGGCACGUCCGGGGUGGGGGAGUGUUUUACACGAGCAUCUUUUUAGUAGCCUGGCUUCAGCCUCCCGCCGGGGGAAGCUGGGGCCGGGACGGCUUUUUUUUUUUUUUUUUUUUAAUUGCUCACCGGGAAGUGUGUGAAACGUGGGGCGGGGGUUAUGUGCUGGGAGGUCUCUGGGGGGAGCAGAGCUGCGGGUCCCCUCAUCGCCCAGGCUUGGGGGCACUUUGGUACGUAGCAGGGGGUGGCGGAGGUGCCCCAUCAGUGCACCUCAUCCCCCGGUGGAGCUGUGUUAAGGGGGGGGGUGUUGAGCCCCUGUCCCUCCCGGCGCCCACCCUGGGGUGGGUACGAGCGGGGGGGCACCCAGGGGUGGCGAGGGGCUGGCCCUUUCCACUGUUGCCAAUAGCACUUCCCUGCCCCUCCGGCCUCUCUGGUGCUGGGGGACUGGGCCCGAAACCCACCUUCCCCCCCACCGACUCCCUGCUUGUCCCUGGUAUUGCCCUACUGAGCUGUAUUCACCCCCGUGCGUGCACCCGCCUGUGCACGCGCGCGUGCACGCCUGCGCGGGCUGGUUCCCCACAGCAUGCUUGGACCUGCUUGGGAAUCUCUCUCUCCCUUCCUCUUUUCCCGUCCUUCCCUCUCCUCCGUCCCCUGCCCCGUGCUGUCAGUAAAUUGGAUGUUGACUGA
This is a messenger RNA of Rhea pennata, 2052 nucleotides long. RefSeq names its product pyruvate dehydrogenase kinase 2 (gene PDK2). Gene Ontology annotation, biological process: regulation of glucose metabolic process; protein phosphorylation. The transcript is spliced from 11 exons. Bases 45 to 1268 code for a protein of 407 amino acids. The record is from RefSeq and is a predicted model, not a curated record. Gene Ontology annotation, cellular component: mitochondrion. NCBI's taxonomy places the organism in Eukaryota, Metazoa, Chordata, Aves, Rheiformes, Rheidae. Gene Ontology annotation, molecular function: pyruvate dehydrogenase (acetyl-transferring) kinase activity.